Penicillium maclennaniae is the source of this 1746-nucleotide messenger RNA. RefSeq names its product CAIB/BAIF family enzyme. The transcript has 4 exons. Lineage: Eukaryota; Fungi; Ascomycota; Eurotiomycetes; Eurotiales; Aspergillaceae. Gene Ontology annotation, molecular function: catalytic activity. The record is from RefSeq and is a predicted model, not a curated record. The coding region runs from base 1 to 1746 and encodes 581 amino acids.
AUGGCGAGCAACAAGGAAUUCAGCGGCUCGCGCUACUCACCCGUCCUUGAGACCAGCCGCAUUUACUCUGAUCUGUGUGAUCAAUCGGAUCGCCUUGGCCUGCCCUCUCCGGUCCUGGCCAAUAAAGAUCGGGUUUCCUUUUCCACCAGCCAUAACGAAAUAUACUUCCCGAUCCCGUUCAAAGAGACGGAGACUUUGGCAGCGCUCAAGGGUAUCGAGGGCUCUGUAGCUGCUGCUAUUGCGGACCUGCGUUUCGGCCAGAAUGCGCAGCCACGCGGUGUCCAGGUCAGUCUCGAAGGUGCCACGGCCUUUGGAUGUCAGGCCUACAUGGCCAAGCUGGACGGACUGUCGAAGCUGGAUCCCAACGUGAAGUCUAAACUGAAGGACACGGAUCUGCUGGCUGCUCAAUCAAAUGGCUAUCGACGCAUGUCGGCCAACUUAUACAAGACGAAGAACCCUGGAGAAUUCUAUCACAUUCACGGCUCCUUGGAGGCCACAACAACCUUGAACAUGAUCGGCCUGGAGGGCCACCGCCCUGAUUUGACGGACUAUGAGGACAUCAUCAAGGUGAUUGAGGGUCAGGUGCAAAAGUAUUCCGUUUCUGAGCUGGAGGUGAUGAACAAGGAGAGACGCCAAGCCGGUGUCCCGGCGCUGAAGCACGACGACUUCAUUAAGACCCCUCAUGGCAAAGUCAACGUGCAAGAGCCUGCAUGGAAGGUCACUCAACUCCAGGGCAACUUGCCCCCAACUCCAUUCCCCGCCAACCGUAGCGGCAGCAAGAAGAUCCUCGAAGGUGUCAAAGUCCUGGAGAUGUGCCGUAUCAUUGCCGGUCCCACCGUCACCCGCAUUCUGGCCGAGUACGGUGCCGACGUGCUGAAGAUCACCAGCCCGAACCUGUCGGACGUACCUUUCUUCCAGGUCGACGGCAACAUGGGCAAGCACGCCGCAGAUCUCGAUCUGAAGACCGCGGCUGGAAAAGCCGAGUUCGAGAAGCUGUUAGCCGACGUGGAUGUUAUCGUGGACGGAUACCGUCCUGGUGCCUUGGAGAAGCUCGGAUACGGGCCCCAGGCCAUGGCUGCCAUGGCUGAGAAGCGGGGAAAAGGCAUCGUCUACGUGAACGAGAACUGUUUCGGCUAUGAGGGCGAAUGGGCUGAUCGUGCUGGUUGGCAACAGAUCGCAGACUGUGUCACUGGUAUUGCCUGGGCCCAAGGUCAAUUCAUGGGUCUUUCCACACCAGUCGUUCCCCCAUUCCCCAUCUCCGACUACGGCACAGGCUGCAUGGGCGCCAUCGCCGCCCUGUCUGGUCUAUACCACCGAGCAAAGUCCGGCGGCUCGUACCACGGCAAAGCCUCCCUUAUGCACUACGAUCUCCUCCUCUUCGCAAUGGGCCAGUAUUCCGCCGAGGUGCAAGAAGAACUACGCGCGUCGCAGCCGCCCGAGUUCUUCAAGUUGCGUCACUGCGACAGUGUCGAUCGUAUCUCAUCGACCGUGCUCAAGGGCAUGCACCAGCGAUUCCCGCAUCUGUAUGCGGCUGCUGGGGAGCAGCGCGAGGGUCGCCAGCCGUUGGUAGAGAAGUGGUUCUCACGUGCUUACAAUGCGGACAUUGAGGUUGUAAAGCCAGUUGCUGCUAUUGAAGGUGUUGACAACCAGUUCGUCAGGGCUAGCCGGCCUAAUGGAGCCGAUCGGGCUUCAUGGGAGGAUUUCAAGAUCAAUGGCGAGGGCGAGGGUGAUGUGAAGAAGUGUUGA